CAAAAAUAACAUUAUUYGGCAGCUGCAGUGGAGUUUGCUGCUUCAUUUUCUGGACGUUGAACUCAAAAUCACACCAUAAUGUGGAUAUGUAAGACUAAAUUCUUGCUUUCUUUCUAUGUCGUGUUCUUAACAUUUGCUCGUGUCAAAGGAUAUAUGUCCAAAUGUGGUGGCGCAUUGUAUCUUCGAAAUGCAGACAGUUUCUCCAGAAGUUAUACCCCAUAUAACUACUAUCCACCUAGUGAUUGGUGCAGAUGGAAAAUAACAGCGCCCUUAUUUAAGGUUGUCAAGUUGACUUUCACAAGCUUCAAUUUGGAGUCGUCGUCGUACUGUAAUAACGACUACCUUUCAGUAUACGAUGGUUCGAGUGAUACCAGUUCAAUCAUUGGUAAAUUCUGCGGAACGAGGAAACCUCCUGUCAUCAUUUCCAAGGGAAGAUAUCUUUAUUUGAAGUUCAAGAGCAAUAGUUACUCUAAUUAUCGAGGAUUUACUAUUACGUAUUCAGCUCAGUCCCCAGCUACCUCCUACACCAAAUGCACCCUCAAGAACAGUUUCGCAAAUAACAACAAUAUAGUACUUACCUCGUCAAGUGGCUACAUCUACAGCCCUGAAUACCCGUCUUACUACCCAAGCAGUAUGCAGUGUACAUGGAAAAUCAAAGUACAAAGCGGAAAGAAGAUCAAGCUCUACUUCGAAUACAUGAACGUUUGGAGUAGUAUAUUCUGCACAAAUGAUUACCUUCGAAUUCGUGACGGGUACUAUUCAACGAGCACGAAGAAGGGCGACUACUGUGGGACAACUCGAAGGACAAUCUAUUCAUCCGGACGGUACCUUUGGUUACGCUUUGUAUCCGACUCAUCAUUCAAUUCCAAAGGGUUUAAGUUAAGGUAUACUACCGAGAGUGAAGGCAGUGGUUCAGUCGGUGUAAUCAUUGGAAUCAUCAUUGGCAUCGCAGUCAUCGUUGCUGUAAUCGUCAUCAUAGUGUWCUGCACUAAAAAGAACAGACGAGGAGUGGUUAYCAGAGGGRCUCCUUCAACGAUAACCACCACAACAGUCACCACAGCUCCUCAACCCCAGGGCGUGGCUCUACAGCCUGUUGGUCAAGCCCCUCCUCCUUAUCAGAACCCGUACCCACAAAAAGCUGGACAUCCUCCUCAUGGCUACGCAGGACCGCCUCCUCAAGGAUAUGCAGGACCACCUCCUCAAGGAUAUGCAGGACCACCCCCUCAAGGAUAUGCAGGUCCACCCCCUCAAGGCUACGCUGGCCCAGCCCCUCAAGGCUAUGCAGGUCCUCCCCCUCAAGGCUACGCUGGCCCACCUCCUCAAGACUACGCUGUCCCACCCCCUCAAGGCUACCCUGGCCCACCUCCUCAAGGCUACUCUGGUCCAUCCCCUCAAGGCUUCCAGCUGGGACCACCACCAAUGGGACCACCAGCUCAAACUUCUGGUCCUACGAAUGUAUCUAUAUAGAACAGAAAGCAGUAGGUAAAGCUGUCCUUUGCCAUCGUGGUAUUUCAUCAUACAUUUUCUUUCGUAUCCCACACAGUCCAUUGCGCUCUUACCCUGAAUUAUCUUUUAUAUAGAAAUCUGUGUCUUAACCUGUAAGGUUAAGGCUGCACAAAUAAAAUCUCGAAACUGGAGUAUUACAACAAUUUCRGUAUGAAAAUCUCUCUCUCUUUUUCAACGCGCACGCGCAAARCCUGAUUGUGUUACAGUGUGUAUGUUCAAUAUCGACGCACGCCAAGCCAAUCAGCGCAAAUAACUCAUUCAGCUGAGGUAAAAAACAUUUUUUGAACCCGUCAACGUUUCUCCUAUUGGAUGUAUGCAACGAUAAAGCUUUUUAAAAGUGACCAUAUGAGCAAUGACCGGCAUAGUGUACCGUAUCUGAUCUUUUCCAUUUGUUCACCCCUCUAUAGAAGUCUGCAUCAAAGAAGGGUCUUCAAUGUCGGUGAGAAGUUUGUCGAUUCAAGUGUACAAUGAAAUGCACGUGCCACAGAAAAAAUCGAGUGGCAUGCUCUUCACUUUGUCCCCCGUCGACGAUAAGAUGUCAACCUAUCAGAGUGCAACACACAAAAUAGUUCAAACAGGUCCCAAAAAUCAGUGCUUUAGUAGUCGGUCGAUUUGUGUUGAUAACAUUGACGUAUAGAGUUUAACCAUUAAAAAUAACAAACAUACUUUUAUUGACUCAAUAACGGUAUGCGCAUGCCUUGAAUCCUGAUAAAAUAGUAAGUCCCUGCGCGUGAUGAUCAGCAAUCUUACGGUAAGAAUUUUGCUGUAGUGAAGCUGAAAACAGUUGCGGCAGAAGCUCACAUUAUCUUCGGUGUAGAUUGACGUCACAUCAAAUAAACCGCUGAAAACAUGGAUUGAACCUAAAUUAUAUUGUUAUUGAAUUAUUGUAAAUAUGUCUCGUGCCAGGGAAUGUACAAUGUCAGACGUUUCUCAGCACUGUCCAUAUAUCUCUAUUAUAAUCCAGUCACCAGUAGAUUGAUWUAUAACGCUCCAAAAUUCACAAUGGAAAAAGGUAUAAAAUUUCCCUUUAGUAAAUACUUUAUUGUCUCUCCGUCUCGACUCGUCAGCGACUACAUUUCUUUUUGAAUUCUUUCUGGAAGUAGAACAGAAGAGGGCCACUCAGAUGCCGUGUAAUAUAUUGAUUGGUUGUUUAAAAAUAAAAAAUUAUCUGCACAUUCAGAAUUAAAGUGACGGGUCUACGGUAGUCUCAUCUCAAGCCGUCAUGAGGCUCGUUCCCAGGUCUCUCCCUCAUAACGGCUUCCARGAGACUAGCWAGGAUUACUGUAGAGUCRGAGACUUCCUGGUUAUCACAAUACGUUGUUUACAAAACGUUGUUAACUUAGUAUUAAGUCAAAGAMGUUUAACAGRAAAAWAAAUUAUAUAUGUAUAUGUUAUUUGAAYACAUUAAAAUAUUCCACAUUGA
This is a messenger RNA of Exaiptasia diaphana, 2929 nucleotides long. Its product is annotated as tolloid-like protein 2. The transcript has 5 exons. The coding region runs from base 79 to 1467 and encodes 462 amino acids. The record is from RefSeq and is a predicted model, not a curated record. NCBI's taxonomy places the organism in Eukaryota, Metazoa, Cnidaria, Anthozoa, Actiniaria, Aiptasiidae.